UUGACGAAAUUUCCUGGUGCGAGACCUGAGCGUCGCUGUAUAUCAACAACAAAAAACGGCCAGCAAAUGGUUAUCCGCGGUUCGUGUGCAUUCAUAAACUACGGUUUUACUGUAAAAUAAAUCUGACGGCUCGGGAAAAUCUCACGGGUGGAUCAGGUCUUCUGCUCGGGCUUUCACCGGGGGAUUUCUUAAACGGUCUGGUAGCAGGUGGUAGCCGAGAGGCUCGAGGCUCGGAUAUUCAUGCCUCUCUGUUAAUGAAACUGUAUUACGGAUAUCGCACAAGUGCUGCCUCUCGCCAUGUUAAGAUAAAGACACAGAUCUCUGUGUUGAACAUGCUGAAGCGGUUGGAUAAGAUCAGGUUCAGAGGACCGAAGCGAGAUGAGUUCCUGGACCUUGCCGAGUCCCCCAACGCGUCUGACAGCGAAUGUAAUGACGACGUCCCGGUGAAACAGCGGAGCUCAAGUAAAGAUGCAGAGGAACAGCGAGACCCUGCUGGUUCAGGGAAUCUCAACAUGUCGGCUACCAUCCAGGACUACCAGAGGUGUGAAACGGACCGGUUCAAUGAAAUCAAAGGUCACCUAGAGAUAGCCUUACUGGAAAAGCACUUCCUUCAGGAGGAGCUCCGGAAGCUCAGAGAAGAGACAAACAUCGAGAUGCUGAAGCAAGAGCUUGAGAAAGAGAAGUCGAAAAGAGUCGAUCUUGAGCAAAAAAUGAAUGACAUUCUCAGAUCCAGACUAGAAGACUCACCCCCUCCACCUUCAAAGCCACAAGUUACUACUAUCAAUGGAACAGGUGAAAAACAGAAAGAGACCCUACGCUCUCAGUUGUGGAAAUGGCUUUAUGAACGCUUUGGGGUUUAUAUCGAAGAUUUCCGCUUUCAGCCUGAAGAGAGCACGGUCGAGACUGAAGAACCAUUAAGUGCUAAAAGAUUAACUGAAAAUAUGAGACGACUCAAACGGGGUGCUAAACCUGUAACUAACUUCAUGAGGAACCUUUCUGCUUUAUCCAGUUGGCAUUCUGUAUACACGUCAGCCAUCGCCUUUAUUAUCUAUAUGAAUGCUGCCUGGCAUGGCUGGGUUAUCCCCAUGUUUCUAUUUUUAGCCAUUCUGCGAUUGUCCUUGAAUUGCCUCAUUGCAAAAGGUUGGAGAAUACAAUGGAGUAUCGUGCCUGAGGUCUCAGAACCAGUGGAACCUCCAAAGGAAGAUCUCACAGUCUCAGAGAAGUUUCAAUUGGUUCUGGAUGUUGCACAGAAAGCACAGAAUCUGUUUGGAAAGAUGUCUGACGUUUUGGAGAAGAUCAAAAACCUGUUCAUGUGGGUGCAGCCCGAAAUCACUCAGAAACUCUAUGUUGGUUUGUGGGUGGCCUUCAUCGCUUCCUGUUUCCUGCCAUACAAACUCUUGGGCUUUAUGAUUGGUAUCUAUGCUGGGAUCAAAUUCUUCAUCAUCGAUUUCAUCUUCAAAAGCUGCCCUAAAUUAAGAGACAAAUACGACACCCCAUACAUAGUAUGGACAAGUUUACCAACCGACCCACAGCUUAAAGAGCGAAACAACGCCACUCUGAACAGACGGCUGUCUGGGUUCGAAAAGCAGAUCCAACCGGUGGUAGCACGCGGUAGUCAAGCAGCCGGAAUGCAGUGCGGGAUCGGUCGGGAGGAGGAGGGCGGACGGACAUACAACACAAAAAGAGGCCCUUUUCAUGAAGUCUUCAACUUGUCUGAGAAUGAGCGCCCCCUGUCAGUGUGCGAGAACGGAUGGCGAUGUUGCUUGAUCAACAGAGACAGAAAAAUGCCGACCGACUACAUCCGCAACGGUGUUUUAUACGUAACAGAGAAUUACCUAUGUUUCGAGAGCUCCAGCUCCAGGACUGCGUCAUCCAAGAAAAACAAAGUCAUCAAGCUGCUUGACAUCACUGACCUUCAAAAGUACAAGGUGCUGUCGGUAUUGCCUGGAUCUGGAAUGGGAAUCUCCAUUACUACACCGUCCACUAUAAAGCCUCUUGUCUUCGGUGCCAUGAUCCAUCGGGACGAGGCCUUCGAAGCCAUCCAAACUCAGUACGUGAAGAUCAUGAAUACAACAGCAGCUCCCACAGUCACAAAUCCAGAGACGUAGGACACGAUCACAUAACACAACUUAGUCUAUAAAUCACCCUUACGUCGAUGUAGCACUAUCUAACCCCAGCGCGGAGACUUUAGAAGUCUUUCUGACAUCUUCAGGAUGCAAGUGAAAAGAUGGACUUGCAAAGGAGUCAGUUUUUCAUAUUCUCUUUUAGAUAAAUUGUGAGUAUUAAUGGAGGGGUUUUAUAUAUUCUCUCAGACGUACUAUAGUCUUACACAAGUGUUUGUCAGAAAGGAUCAUAUUUUAUAAGGUUAGUGGUCGUACCUGUUGUGUCCUGUGUACUGUCUAACAGCGAAAUACCACUUUAGAAAGGAGCUGGUACUCCUUUGAUACGAUUGAAUAGGCUCUAAUGGAGAGAUCUGUGCGAUUCGUGUGUAGUCAGAUCAUAUAACCAGUCGUCUCGGAGCGUAGUGCAGAUUUUUUUGCUUAAUUGCAUCACCGCUGGCCUUGCGCAAAGAAACGCUGCACUCACUGUAGUGGUGUUGAGAGCUUUUAGAUGUGAUUUAGAGGAGAAAGACUGACUUAACCUCAAUACUUCAUGAUACCACACGUGUAGGUGGUCAGUAAUACUCAGCACAGUAAAGAUGCAUAGAGUAAAAUUUGUCAUGUGAUAUGCAUCUUUAUCGUGCUAUAAUAUAUAUAUUUCUGUUUUCAGUAUUUGUUUUAGUUGCAUCAUGACAUAAGCAACUUCUCUUUUAAAGGGAUAGUUCACCCAGAAAUGACUUACCUUUAUGUUGUUCACUUGUUUGAAUCACUUUGUUUGGAUAUACUGACUUGGAUAUUGGAAGAAAGUCAUACAGGGAUGACAUGAUGAUGAGUUAUUUUUGGGUGAAUGUUCUCUUAAAUAAAGCACAAAAAUGUCACCGGUCUUAUCCAUAAAAUGAAUGCGCACAAAGUGUGGAAGAAGACUGUUUAGACUUAGCAGGGAUUUGCUGGUAAUGUUAUAGGGACACUCCACUUUUUUUGGAAAAUAUGCUCAUUUUCCAGCUCCCCAAUGUUAAACAUUUGAUUUUUACCCAGGGGCAAUCUUCAGAUCUCUUUGAUGAAGCCAAUACGGAAGUGAUUUAAACUGUAAUUCAUCGAUUGGCCGCUAGAGGUCCCAUAGACCUCCAUGUUAAAAUGCCCAACUUUAUAGUAGAAAAUAUUAUGUUUACAGCCUGGUACAAAAAGUGUUUUUGGUCUGUAUAGCUAAUUUUGCCCUUCAUUACAACUGUAAGGGAGGUGAAUUUCUUGUAACUCAUCCGUUUAAAUUAUAUUAAGCCUUAAAGUUCUGCCUAAUUAAGGGCGUGGCCACUUGAGUGACGGUUGAAGAGCCGUCUAUAGAGUCGAGCCAGGCUGGCGUGGUUUCAGCAACCAGCCACCUCAGCUUCACCCACGUCCUGCCUCUUUACCCAUUUUCGAGUGAUGUGCGGUGACGCGCGGCCAAGAUGGCGACGGCAGGCAGGGCCUACUUUAAGCUUCAAAAGCGAUCUUCAGAAACCUAUGGGUGACGUCACGGACACUACGUCCAUCUUUUUUACAGUCUAUGAUUUUUACCAUUUUGGAAUCCAUUCAGCUGAUCUCGGGGUCUGGCGGUACCACUCUUAGCAUAGCUUAGCAUAAUCCAUUGAAUCUGAUUAGACCAUUAGCAUCGCGCUCAAAAAUAACCACAAGU
Paramisgurnus dabryanus is the source of this 3768-nucleotide messenger RNA. RefSeq names its product GRAM domain containing 4b (gene gramd4b). The record is from RefSeq and is a predicted model, not a curated record. Gene Ontology annotation, biological process: apoptotic process; negative regulation of toll-like receptor 9 signaling pathway. NCBI's taxonomy places the organism in Eukaryota, Metazoa, Chordata, Actinopteri, Cypriniformes, Cobitidae.